AUCAUCUCUGCUACCCUGUAGAUUGAAUCUCGAGAAAUUGUAAAAAUUUGUCUACAAUUGUAAAUAAUUCCAUUUUGUGUGUAUAUUAUGCUUUUAAAAUGAGCACAGACAGCGCCGAGGAAACGUUGAGCCAAGCCAUCCCCCAAAUGGAGAUCAAUAUAUCAAACACGAACUCCACAGCCCAGAUAGUACUGAACGACUUGCUGCUCAUGGAGCUGCUCUGCAGGUACCCCUUCCUGUUCGGCGGGCACGAGGAUGCUCAAAAGGACGAGGAUUACGACUCCUGGGGAUGGGAUCAAUUGGCCACAGCCUUCAACGAAAGCUACGAGGGCAUCCAGCUCAGCGCUCCGUUCUCCGUAAGCGAGCUGCAGUGGCGGUGGGACAAACUUCGGCCGCUGGUCGGUGCUCUAGCCAAGGCCAAGGGUCAAAUUCCCGAUCCCCUCUGGCGGGUGGUGGGCGAUGUGCACAGAUGCAUGCAGUCGGAGAAGCAGCCGGAAGUGCCUAAGACCAAGUGCCAGGACUUGCUGCUCAGCCAACUACCCUUUCUAAACUCUCUUUCGAAUUUGCAACGCCGGCGAUUGGAGGUGGAGGUCCUGGACCUCAUUCUGGAGCAGGAGCGCCUGGAAAAGGCCACACACAAGCUGGGUGCCAAGGAACAGGAGGCGGCCCUGAGCGAAUACGACGAGUUCCUCAAGGCAAUACGUGUCAAGGAGCUCCCGGCGGACACUUUGCUGCGUCUGGCGAUGGACGGAUUCUGCAUUUCCAGGGAGCCCCAGUCCAAAAUUCUGAAUGGCAAAAAAUCGGAUUUAAUGAUCAGCAAUGUGUUUAGUGCCCAAGAUGCAAGCAAUGGAGUCAAAAGAGAACCAAAUGAAACCGCAGCUGCAAAAACACCCCAAAAACCCCGCUACGUGCCAUUGAAAAGCGCCAAAUAUUACAUUAGAAACUUACGGAUUCGGGUGAGGCGGAUAGAUUUUGAUGACCACUUGCCACUAGCCACCAUUCGGCGGUCCAGCCGAUCUACGCUGAAUAUCUGACUUUGUUUCGUAUCAAAUGCACAUAAGUUUAUUAAAAAAUACAUUACUAUAAAUUA
Molecule: messenger RNA, 1090 nt
Organism: Drosophila rhopaloa
Lineage: Eukaryota; Metazoa; Arthropoda; Insecta; Diptera; Drosophilidae
Gene: Lhr
Exons: 2
Coding region: 99-1034 (311 amino acids)
Molecular function (GO): DNA binding
Source: RefSeq, a predicted model, not a curated record